UCGGCCUGCAGACGCAGUCCCAGUGCUGUCCAGCUGCUGUCCCGCUCCUGAGCAGGGGUGGGCACAGGCUGCUGCCCACGGGGGUCGGCAGGGCGCAGGCGCCAGGAUGGCAGAACGUACGGGCAGGAUGGAGCGGCUGGUUUUGCUCAAGGCCCUGGUCACCAGGCUGCUGUUUGUGCUGCACUCCCUGGUCGCGGUCUGGCGAGUGACCUGGGUGAAGAAAGAGCACCGUUACUGGCUGCUGGCCCUGCUUAACCUCUUGCUGGUCCUGGAGACCGUGCUCACCCUCAAGUUCAAGCGCGGCAGAGGCUACAAAUGGCUUUCUCCAGCCAUCUUUUUAUACCUGAUCAACAUCAUGCCGUCCUUGUGGCUUCUUGAAAUGCACCACGGAAACCAGUAUUGCAGUGCCCAGACUGAGAAGCUGGCACAGAACUUCAGCAGAAGAGGAGAUGUCAAUCAAACCCUGGUGUCCCACAAAUACACCAAUGAAAUGGAAAAGAUCUUGGAGACGGCCUUGGUGCUUGUAAAAAACUUAUCCAUGGUCUGCGAAUCAGUCUGGACCCUAGGACUCCAUCAAACGCUGCUGUUAAUAUUGAUCAUUGGACGGUGGCUUCUGCCCAUUGGAGGCACCAUUACUCGAGACCAACUCUCAGAACUUCUUCUGAUGUUUGUGGGGACAGCGGCAGACAUACUGGAAUUCACCACUGAGACUCUGAAGGAAAAUAACGUCAGGAAUAACACUAUACUGGUCUCUGGCAUCCUUGUGGUAUGGACCUGGAGUAUGCUGCAGUUUCCCCUGGACCUGGCAGUCCAGUUGAAACUGGUCUGCCCCUCGUCUGUGAAAGCCAGGGGCUUCCUCAGGCUGUUCCUGUGCCAGUACAGUGCGGAUCUAUGGGCCAUUGGCCUCAGCUUCUUCAUCCAAGAUGGCCCCUUCCUCAUCGUGCGCCUUGUCCUGAUGAUCUAUUUCAAAGUGAUCAACCACAUGCUGGUGUUCUUUGCUGUGAAGAAUUCCCUGGUGAUGGCACUGCACUUCUACCGGCUGGUGGCAUUGAUCAUGGCCACCCGUGCUUCCAUGCAAGGUCAUCAAGAAAGCCUCCAGACAGGGCACAGUGGCCCAGACCAACCCUCUGAAAGUGGGCCCAGUGGUUGGAAGGACACCUCCAGGGAGGCCCUGCCUCUGCAAGCCUCACCUGUUACCUCUGAGGAGUCCUACUCCAUACCUUAGUUAUUUGUUCCCAGCAUGCAACGCAGCCGGGAGGCUUAAAUCCUCUUCUUCUUAUAGACUAAUUCUUUUUACCCCCAUGCCCCUGCCCUCACCCAAUUUUUUUGUGUGCAUACAACAGUUUUUAAGGAAACAACAUAAAAAAAUGAUCCUGUAUCAAAGCCGACAUACUCUUUAUUUUUUCAUCUGAAUGGAAGAAACUUGGACGGGUGGCUGUCGUUACAAUCUCCUGUGAUGAUAGCGGACAUUACCCCCACGCUAAGAACCACCGUAAGUGAUUGGUUCUGCGGGACUGUUUGGAAAGUUGUAGAAAGGGGUGUCAUAGCACACCCUCUAAAGAUUUAGGGCUGACAAUUACCAUCCCCACCACCAACCCUCUAGGGUGACCUGGUUAUACAGAAGCCUUUAACUGUGGCUGGACUGUCAGACUCUCUCAUCUGAUCUUCUCUACGUUGAAAAAAAAUCUAUUUUCAAUGAACACAGAACAAAUGAGGGGGAAACGCAUUUAAAAUCAUCUUGCCAUGGGAUGGAAGCUGUCUAGCUUCUUCAGUGCAGAAAAUAGCCGUGGUCGCUGCACAGGUCCUCCCAGGAAUCUCCUUCUUUUGGACCAAGGUGGUAUUCAGCCAUGGUACCUUUGUUCUUAGAGAAGAGUGACAGCUUUGGGCUUGGGUAGCACAAGGUUGACAGCAGGCCAUUUUGGUUUGAAUACCAAGUGAGUUAACUUUUUCUGCAUUGUCAAGGUGCUCCACAUGAUCAGGUUCCAGGGAGCCCUGGCAUGCAGUGAUGAAGGCAUCUGAGGCCCUUAGUGUUGCCAUGGUCUCUGGUAGCUGCCAGUAACCAUUUCAGGAGUAGCAACAGUAGCAGCAUAAGUCACAGCUCCUGGGAAAUGCCAUCCCUGGCUCCAGUGUGGUUUCAGGAACAAGGUGAUGGGAGGUGGGGCCAGCCUCAUGCCCAGGGCCUCCAUCAGUGUUGAGAGUCACCACAGUCCAUCCUAUCACCUCCCGGGAAUUGUGGUGGCUUUGCUUCCCAUGACUGAAAUAGUCUUCCCCUUCCUUUACACAUCUCUGUGCAUUCUGGGUGGAAAUGAUUCCAAACCUUUGGAAGCAGCUCUUGCUUUUAAAUACGUGGUGAAAACCGGACAUGGCGAUCUAGUAAACAACUCUAAAACUGUACUGUUAGAGUUCAAGGCAUCAAUCAGCCCACACUAGCAUUCCCAGGAACUCAGAGACAUUUAUUCAGGGAACUUCCUAAAUUAGAUGUGACUGUUAGAUGAUCAGUUGGGACAUUUUUUUAAUCUAUGAAUUUCUAAUAUAGCAUGGUAUUUAUCCAUCACGUUUGAUAACAUGUUUUAUAAGCAAAUUCUAUUUUACACAAAACCGCAAUUGUUUUCUAAUAAUUUCUACUUCUUUUUAUUCCUUGUGCUCUCCAUUUUAACAAUGUCACGGUUGUAAAAUGUGUAGGAAACAAAUGGAAUGCAUUUAUAUUUUUUUCAUAAUAAUUGUAUGCAAGCUAAGGUCAAGAUUGUAUUUAUAUAAAGUAAAGAAUGUGACAAUUUUGAAGGGGUGUUAUUUAAAAUGCUUAGCAAUGGGACUUGGGGAGAAGUCUCAUGGUUAAGAGCAUGCACUGCUCUUGCAGAGGAUUGGAGUUCAUCCUAAUGCUCACGGCCCAGGGCUUGCAAUGCCCUCUUCCGGUCUUUGUGGCCACUGAUUGUAGUCAUGCACAAGGACACACACAUACUUACACACAGAGAGAGAGAGAGAGAGAGAGAGAGAGAGAGAGAGAGAGAGAGAGAGAGAGAGAGAGAAAUAAUAAAAAUAUUUUUAAAUAAAAUACUCAGCAAUGGGAAGCAAAAGGGAAAAAGUAAUAAUACCUGUUAUUUGUCAAACCGCCUCAGCCUUCUCCUGCACUGCUGGCUGCUUUGGGCUGGAUACCUUCUCCCAUGACAUGUAUGUGCCACUCCACUCCUUUCUGCCUGUCUGUUUACUCAUAGCAUAUUUUUUUUUGUGAUUUGUCUUUUUCCCAGAAAAACAAACACUGAGCCCCUAAAAAUAGAACAUAAAGUAGUAUGACUAUUGCAAGGAUAUUUUUAAGUGCUUUCAAAUCUGAGGCUUGGCUUGGUUUCAUGACUUUCUAGUGUUUAAAUGAAGUAUUUUGUAAUUAGCCCUCCUCCUCGGGCCUGUCCAAAAUCUGGCUUAACUUAGAAUGCCAGGAAGUCAGAGAGCACCGAGGACCAGCUUGGUAAUUAAUGGAUGGUCAAAAAUAGAUACACAGUCUUCAAGGCUUUUCCAGGAAAAUCUGCUAAAGGCAGCAUUUAGCCUAACUGCCAGUGUUUCCAUUUCCUUAUGCUGGCUGCUUUGAUCAUAGAAAAAAUGUCUGUUGCUUAGUCUAGUUUUUAUCUCCGAUGAAAAGUUAAAAAUGUAUUCAGUUAGUUGUAUGUUUGUAAUCAUUACUAUUAUUUUACCCUUUAAAAUUGUAUGUUUUUAUUGCAGACUGCUGCACACUGUAAAUGUUUUAGAUCUCCAAGCGCUUGUCAUAAGCUGAUCAGAGCAUCAGUCAUCUCCCAUAUGUCGGCAUCUUGGGACAUGUUUACAUUUUAUUUGUAGUGAGAGAGCUUACAUUAAGUAGGAUGCAGACUCCAUCCUCUGUUCCCAGCCACAGUGCAUGCCAAGUCCCAACCCCCGAGGGGGGGGGCUCACUUGCAGUUGCUGGAGUCAUUACUGGUUGAUUAAAGUCCAAUCAAAUGUCCUUCCUAUAAACAUGUUCUUCGACUUGUGAGAAAGCCCGGCAUCUAUAUUUACAUGAUGCUGUGUGUGGACACACCUCAGAGUCCUCUCAGGCCUCAUACAUAUUGACUGAGUCUUAAAUGCCACAAUACCAUGCUUAGGAUGAGCAUACUGCUCUGUCUUUGAUUAUCCUGCCACGUUCUGUUGCAGUUGUAAACGACAGUGUUGGAAUGUGGAGGCUUGAACUGGUCUAUAACAUUGGAAGCUUCCAGGGAGAAGUUCCAGAGAAUUCUGCCACUGGCUCUGUUGUCCCACCCCAAGCCCUUCAGCAGCCAUGAUGACAUGUCCAGAUGAUGAUGGGAUUCACCACUAUCAACACACCUCUUCAUUCAAUAGGAGCCUUUCAGAGCUCUGGAAAGGCACACCUCACAGGCGUGAACCUGUCAGGAUCGUCACGGGCCAGAGUUCAGUGUGGACUCUAAUCAUGUUGGGCAUUUAGUACCAAGAACUGUUAGCCGGAUUCUCCAAUGAAAAGAGAACUGUUGAGAUGAGUCCUGUCAACCUCCACUCCACUCCAAGACUCCUUAAAGUUAGACGACACAGCCUUACAGAUCAAACAGCCUUGAAUUAUGAGAUAAAAAGACACUGUUAGUUCUUCUGCUGUUUUCUAAUUCUAGGCUUUGCUUUUCACUUAGCGGAACUUUUGAUCUGUCCUCAGACAUGUCUGAUUAGGGCUAGACCAGGCAGCUGGAGGCUCCAUUUAACUUUCAGAAUGGCAACAGCAGCUUCACAAUGAUCGAGGAAUGAGCCACCAUGGCCUUCUACUUUAUCAGUCUUUAACUUUGAGAUCAUUUUUACUGAAACAAUAUGUGAGUGUAUUUUCUGUGAGUAUUUCUAUAUUUUGCUGUG
This is a messenger RNA of Peromyscus eremicus (cactus mouse), 4854 nucleotides long. It is a transcript of the gene Tmem26, whose product is annotated as transmembrane protein 26. The coding region runs from base 107 to 1225 and encodes 372 amino acids. The record is from RefSeq and is a predicted model, not a curated record. The transcript has 6 exons. Lineage: Eukaryota; Metazoa; Chordata; Mammalia; Rodentia; Cricetidae.